AUGAAAUAUUUCAAGGAAAAUUUUGAGUUUGAUUAUGCUACUGGCGUCAAAUGGGCUUUGAGGACCUUAGGUGAUAGAUGGAAGGCCCAUAAGUAUAAUUUACGAGGAGAAUGCUUCUUUCCUAACAAAAGAAAGGCAGAAAUUCUGGCUGCGAAUCCCUCAGACAUACUGCCUGUUGAAUGGACUGCUUUUGUGGAUCAUUAUAUGGAUCCUAAAAUAAAGAAACAAUGUUUGCAAAACGUCAGAAAUCGUGAGAAGCUUAUAGUUUCACAUGCUGGUGGAAGUAAAAGCAAUGCUAGGAGAGCAACUCAGAUGGAGAAAAAAUUGGGAAGGCCUGAAAAAAUAACAGAGCAUUUGUCUGAAAAUCAAGAGCGUUCUGCCACUAAAGGUAUUCAUUCAAAAGUCUUGGCACAUUUGGAUGAUGCAAUUGGAAAAAUUUGCGGUCCUGAGAAUUGUAAGCGAGUACGUGGCUUUAGUAAUGCUGCAUGUCCCAGUGAUUUUGGUAAGUCAAAGCGCAUCUUUGGAGGGGCAAUAUGCGGAUGUUCUAGCAGUGCAUUGCAACAGUAUGUUGCAGAUUUAGAGAGGCAACUUCAAGAAGCUAAUGAUCAAGUGGCAACUCUCUACAGAUUUCUACAACAAAAAUACGGUGAUGAAUUGACAACAUACCAAUGGAAGAUUCACGUGGAAGUGGUCGACGAACUUGGCAAGACUAUGCCACAGUGGCGGAACUUGAAACAAAAUUUUGGGGGGUGCAAACUCAUGCUGGUAGCCUACGAAGGAUUCGGGAAUUCGUUGGCUAUUACGAUCCACUACAAUAUCCUCUUCUUUUUCCAUUUGGAACUCAUGGAUGGGAUAUCAGUACCCGAAGUCAAAGUGGCGGCAAAGUAUCAUGCCGAACAUAUAAUAGCUAUAUGCUCUAGAUCUGCCCCGAUGAUCAUUCCACCGUAUUGCAAGCAGGGUGACUACUACAAUAAUAUGUUGUUGAUAACUAUGUGA
This is a messenger RNA of Arachis stenosperma, 996 nucleotides long. RefSeq lists its product as uncharacterized. NCBI's taxonomy places the organism in Eukaryota, Viridiplantae, Streptophyta, Magnoliopsida, Fabales, Fabaceae. The record is from RefSeq and is a predicted model, not a curated record. The coding region runs from base 1 to 996 and encodes 331 amino acids. The transcript is spliced from 7 exons.